GCAAUAUGCCAACGAGAAUCAUAGAGAAAUCAUUACUUGCUAUUAUCACACUUUUUAGUGUAAUAGCUUGAUAACAUUCGGUAUUUCGAACUGUACAAUCUUUCAUUUAAAAAUAAAUGAUCUCUCUUAUAACUAUACGUGUAAAAUAAUCAGAUAUUUAGAAGUAUUCAGCUUUCCAAAACAUUCAUCCUUCAUAAGAUUACAGACUAUUUAAAUUAUCGCCUAUAUUCCUGUGAUGUCUUACAUUACAUUUCACAAACGUUGUUUCUUUUAAAUAAUUUCCUUUGUGCAAUCGAUAUGUUAUCAACAGUCGGCAUGAAUAAAUUCGCAAUUUAACAUAAAACUAACGCUUGACAUCAAACGAUACGGGAAGUUCAUUGCAAUAUUUUUAGCAUGAGUUAUCAAAUAUUCAAUCCUUAACACGAACAAUACAUAUCCUUUAUAUCGUUGCAGACUUUGAUUAGAUUUAUCUUUCAUUGUUUUCUUUGAAAACGAUCUUUUGCGCGCACUCGAUCUGUUAUCAAGCAUUCUUUUAUUUUCGCUAUACGCUGUUUCAUUUAUUUCCGCCUAACAUUUGAAACAUUCCUUAUAUAAGGGAAAGUUUUUAAUCGGAAUGUAUUGCGCAGAUUGAACCGUUCAUGCGGUACAAAACAGAUAUUGAGCGGAGGACAAAAGUUAUAAUAUUCAGAUCAGCCCCCACUGGAAUGUGGUAGUUGCAAUUUACUAAAUUUCUUAUUCUUCAUAAUUCAUUAUAUUUUUACAGUUGAUCAGUAUUUCAGUCUUUGAAGACCAUAAUAAAUUUAGCAUACUAUUUAACUUAAAAUUCGAUUUCAUGUUAGCUUAGACGUCCAUACCACUUGUAUUAUUAAAUAGACUGAGCUCAGUCAUUUUAAUACUUAGAUGAGAUCUUUAGCCAAUGUUCAUAAUUAUAUUCAAGGGCUUCUGUUGCUCGUUGUCCAUUAUGUGUUUACUAGUAUAUUUUAGGCUAACUUUGACUUUUCGUUUUGCACGAGUUUUCUCUAACUUUACUCAAAACAAAUAAUACAACUUUCAAUUUAUUAUUCGUGAAGUAUUAGAUUAUUUUACUUGUAUACGUGGAUUAUGGAUGUGUGUAUGAAGUGUUUUUACGGUAAUAUUUGAAAUGUUUUGAUUACUUGUAUUGUUUGCUACGUACCACAAUUAUUUUACUUUUGUUCUUUGGUUUCAAUUUAAUUUAUCAUUUCGAAUCGGCCUAUUUUUUCAGGUGGCAUCACGAACAUUCAUACACGUAAAUGUAGAUAAUAAAUUAAAAUUUCUAAGUUAUUAACUCCUGACCACAUUAACACAUUCCACUUCCUUCCACUUAUUUACUGCGCACGAUUGAUUAUGAAUUUUAAAUUGUCUUGUAUUGUGUGAUUAAUAUUUUAAAGAUAGUGAAUUUGUUUUAGAUCUUCAUUUUCCGAUAUGCAAACGCACCUAAAACCGCUGUAAUUUGAAAUUAAAGUCGUGGGACAUUGCAUUCAGUUUCUCCGGUAAUACUGAUUAAAUGAAAUAUAACAGGCAUACUUUACAUGACAAAUACGUAAUACGUCAUUCAAAUUUUAAGUUAAAAUGCAUACUGGGUGACAAAGACUACCAGAAGUCGAUCGCAACUUUUCCGCUAAAGUUGUCUGACAAUCUGUUACUUCUGUACAUGGUUAAAGAUUACUUUAGUUUAUCUCCAAUAACCCUGUGGCGUCAUUUUACCCGCGUUGUUUACUUUAAAUACUGCUUUUCUGUUAGCGCGAUAUGUUAUCAUGUAUUUCAUUGUUACAUCUUUCUUCUUUUCGCUAUCCAACUGUCUUAUAUAUUUUAUAUUUGAAAAGACAUAGCUGUAUUAAACCUUCUACAUUUACGAAUUUCAUAUUAGUCAGGCAAUGCAGGUUAGAGCCAUUAAUAAUGACAUCCACGUCUAAACCUAAAUGAAUAUAGGUUUUUGCAAUUUGCUUGUUACCUUGUACGUCACUCUGUAGUAUCUUUUAUCGCUGUGUAAUACUACAUAUAUAUUGGUUAGGCCUUUGAUGUUACAUAGCUUUUGUAUAAAUCAAUUAUAUAUAAAUUUAAUUUUCUUCUAUGUUUUCUUUUACGUAUGUGCGACUGUAGUUGGCUGCUAUAUUAAAAACUAUUUAUUAAAAUAAAAAUAUUUAAUAUCAGUCUAUAUUACCUUAUAUUCAAUGAUUACACAAAUUUUCCGCAAAAAUGUCGCUAAGAAAUAACUUCAAACAGCAUGUCCAGGUAGAGGUUGUUACAAACAAAGACUAUUGUACAUUGAGUAAAUACAAUAAAUUGUUAUUAUGGGGCUUGUAUCUUUCUCAAAAUACUAAUUUAAAUGAUUUAAGGUGGACUUGAUAGGUUUAGUUUCAUCAUUUUCGGAUCCCCAAUCUUAUACUUAACCUAUACAACCUAUACAUAAUUUUUAAUCUGUAUGAUUUUGCAAAGCGGAUUUUCAUGACACAAUGAUUUAGGAAUAAAUGAGGAUUGAUUGAUCUAUCAAUCUUUUAUUCAAACUACAUUUUCAUUUUGCAAUUCCAUGUGUAUGUAGACCAGAACAUAAUGGAAUGUAGGCUUGGGUGCAAUUAAAUUGAACUUAGUUAAAAUUCAAACUUUUAUCUGGUUUUCUCGUACGUUCUUGCGAUCGAAGUUAGCAAGGUUUUAAAACGGCGUAUUCAUGAUUUCAGUUUGCCAUUUUCAUUGUUAAGUUAACUUAUUUCAAUGUUACUGGAGUUUUUGAAAAUUUCUCUUUGUCCACAGACGUUUUACAUAUAUUUCAAUAGGCAAUGCACUUGUAUUGAUAAAUAGCGAAAAAUGUUUUAUUUCAUUUUAUCUUAAUUCAUUGUGUCAUGGAAAUCUGCUUAAGUACUCAAAUCGGAGCAUCACAGAUAUUUUCGUAAUUAGCAUCGUUUGUGCCUCGUCGGUUCAGGAAUCUUUCUGAAGGGCAUAUUACAUCUUACCGGCACCUUAAAAAUGCUUAUAUAUAUAGCGUUACUCAUUUACACUCAUUAUCAAAACAUUUCAUUUCACAGAAUCAUAUCUUAAUUGAUAUCAGUAAAUCUAUUGAGCUAUUCAAUCUAAUAUUCAAACUUCAACUUUACGUUUCAUAUCGUUAUAUAUUUAUAACUGAUAAUACAGCACCGAGAUCAAGUUAGUCACCAUCUCAGUGCAUUCAUUCACGUUUUUUCUACAUUGGAAGAUCAGCUACGAUUUAAGGUAUUGUGCAUAAUGGUCGGACGCAAACGCGCUAGACGUUCAUGUUCAUACUGCAAAGCCACUGAUCACAACGUGAGAACAUGUGGCGUGAAAGCAUUGGUUGAGGUCGAUGGUGAAAGGAAAUUGCUUCAAUGGUUGGCAACUUCCAAUGAAGGCAAUUCUACCGAACCGACUUACGAGAACGUAGUGGAAAGGACUUUCACGGAACACGACUCGACACGACAAGCAGGGAUUCGUUAUCAGGUUUUUGGACCAACAGUUCGGGAUUUGUUACCGACAACCGCUGCUUCGCCUCGCACUGACGGACUUCGCGAUGGUUCCUUCCAAAAUCCAGGUGGUAUGGUAUGGCUUCAAAAGGUCUGUCAUUUAAACAAUUUUCAUUUAGUAGACAAUGCUGGGGGUGGCGACUGCGCCUACAUUUCAAUUCUAGAUGGUAUACGAGCCCUGGGCUUACCUAACAAACCGGAUAAUAUUGAGCAAUUUAGGUACAUUGUAGCAGAUGAACUAAGUAGUCGUCCAAAUAUUUAUAGAGAUUUAUUAGAAACCGAUUCUGAUCAUCGCGAUUCGGAAUUUAAUACCUUUGUUUCUUUAACACGAAGUACUCGUGAGUGGGCCCAAACAUGUUGUUUUUAUGCAAUAGCUGCCUUGUUUCCCAUAACAAUUCGUUUAUGGGACGACAGGACAAAACAUUUUGGUUCAUUCGGUACUUUUCCACAAGUGGUUAAUAUAGGAUAUUUAUCUGAUGGCCUUCAUUACGUAGCUCUUCUCCCGUCUUUAAGCUCGGCUGACAAUUUAAGUGCUAAUGAUUUAAAAACUUGUCGUUUAGGCAAUGAACAGUCGAUUCCAAGAAGAAAUAUCAGUGCCAGUGCCCUUCCACCAGAAGAAAGCGGAAGCAUUCAGCGUCGAAUUCAAAACAUGCUAGAAGAUGAAAAUUGCUAUGAUCAUUUUGUGCAUCUUCCUCGAUCACCUCCACAUGGAUUUUAUGAGGCUAUCGCCGAUUCGUUGAAAUGCGCUUCGUUUCGAUAUACCGUCAAAUCAUUGCGCCGUCGAUGUUGGAUGGAACUUUCAAAGAAUGUUCGCAAGUAUCAGCGUGAAUAUGAAGGGAAUUCCGAUGCGAUGGACUACGGUGAAAUGCUACGCGGGACACUAACCGAUGCUCCGCCCUCAUCUCUACAUUUCAAAGCAGCAGCUGCUGGCCUAUCAAGUUGCAUUCACAUAUUUGACGUGAACGAGGGUACAAGACUUUGUUAUGGAAAAGAUAACAAAACAUUUUCUAUAAGGAUAGCUAAAGCCGAUGUGAUGUUUUGGGCUGUUUUACCCAGAAACGUUUCAUUCAUGAACUACUCUACAGCAGACGCACAUGUACCAUCAGAAGCUCAAUCGGUUGAGCAAGCAGAUGCCUAUGUACCACUAACUUUCUCUUUUCAAAUGCCAUCAACAAGCCAAACAUCAAAGCGAACGGAAAGGCCAGACAAACCGGAGUAUCCUUUGAAACUUCAAGGGGUCAUAAAUGCAACUAGAACAUGUGCCAAUUGCUGCCGAAACAAUACUACGAAAUAUAAUAUUUUUUUGCGUUCCACGUCACAGCAACUCAGAAGAAAAAAAUACGGAUAUAUUUCGCGAGGUAUUGCACCUUCGCCACAGGUAUUGCUGUGCGAGCUUUGUUGUAAGUAUUUAACUUCUACUUUUAAUACAACUAAACAAUCAUGGUUUUGUUCUUGGCCCAGUGCGCUUUGGUCCUUUUUGUCAAUGACCGAUGUCAAUGUUUCAAAUAUAGUUUGGUCAGUGUUGCCAACUUCAAUUAGAGAAAUGUGGCGUUGCAUGAAUUUAAACAACACUGAAUGUCGGUUUAUGGACCGUACUCAUGAUAUUAAUAAAAUUAAUUCUCUUGUAGCAACUUAUGACAUAGGGUUUAUUACGGAAGCUUUCAAUGCUUUUCCAGUUGCUGAUGUAAUAUGUCCUCUAGGUUGCUGGGAAUUUGUAGAAAAUUGCGAUUUCAUUCCAUUCUUGCAUUAUUUAGAACAUAUCACGGACCUCAAAUUGUCAGGAAGUGAUCCAGACGCAUUUAGAGGGGCACGUCCCGAUUGGCCGCCUUCACCAACAAAAUAUUUGGACAGAUAUGUUUGCGCAGCUGGAAUUUCAGUAUCAGAUCAGCAUGGACUUUGCAUCUUAUGGUGCAAAGAUAAGCACGAUUCGUUGAAGCGCCCAACACUUCAUCCACCAACCAAUCCCGUUCUUCGUCCUAAUGCAGAUCAAGGCUGCGAUUUCUUAGCUCCGUGCACACUCAUUCCUCAUUUGAAACGCCUAGGUAAAAUUAAGCAGUGGAAUUCAUCGGGACACGUACUAGACGUGCGCGGUGGUCACUUUGGAAUGUCAUCGUGCUCAUUAAAUCCUAACCCAUCCAAAAUGUCGAUAUCUCGUGACCAACACAUGGUUAAUUCUCUCAUAGUAGGACAACGUAAUGAUAUUAGAAAAAGACUUUUUAGAGAUCAUGCUAGAAGCCGGGAUGCGGAAUCGUACCUUCUUACAUAUGAUGUAGAUCGUCGUGAACGAGCGGGUGUUUAUGACGAAGAACUAAUUCAGAAACAUUUGACUUCGGGCACGUACGUGUCGGAAGUUGAUGCUUACUACAUGUGGCGGGCAAAAAGAGCACAGCAAGUACAAACUUCUCAACAAUCGGGUGAUGACUUUAUUGAUACUACUAAGAUGUUUAUAGUUAUUGUACAUCCCGCCGACUCUUUCGGCUGCAAACCUUUUCAAUGCCAACUCGGAACUGAUUUUAGUGUAAACGCAAAUUAUUCUAAUAACGAGAACAACAGAAACUCGUGGUCACCUGCUGGAUUAAUCUCUUUCGUGCUCAUUCAUUGCAGGCAAUUAUAUAACUCAGCGUUGAUGCAAGCAGUUGAGCAAAAAGAUCAAUAUGCAGCUGCUAUUUUAUCCACUGUUGCUUUCAUUGAAAAGUUUCAGAAUCGUUCUAAAUUUUGUAUGACGAAGAUUGUUUUUCAGAAAAGUUUCGAAAAUACACUUCGCCCACAGCAACAACGAGACGGAUAUUCAGAAGCACAUAUUGUGGCAAAUAUUCUGUCAACACUUGUUUGCCUAUGCGUCACAUCCAUUACAGACGACUUCGACUGUCCACUUGGUUUACAACUAAAGGAUGAAGAAAUUCUGUUAAUUGUCAGGCCUCCCUUUUCAAGGAAGCGGUGUACUUCCCCUCCCCAUUACUUCAUGGGCAGGCACCUUAUCAUGUUAUUAUCUUCCAAACAUGGUCACGCUUUCAGAUGGGAUCACACAAUGCGUUGGUGGUUAGUUGUCAAGAAACUGGUGCGUCAGUGUCACAUUCUACCACAUCUUCCUUCGUGGCAACUAGCAAUAUACGGUGCAACUACAGAUGCAGUUGACGGUGAACGUCUUUCAAGAUCACUAGAUGGUCAACAACUUCUCAAGUGUGGAAAUGUUUCGCAUCAUGACUUUCUCGUUAAGGAGUCUCGUUACACACUUAAGCAAUGCUUCAAACGGACUUGUACCAAUAAAGCUGUUUGGGGUUGUCACUGGAGCUAUUUAGGAACGCAGUGCAAUGUCGGGAUAUGUCGGAGCCAUUUCAUGUCUGAGAUUCGAAACGGUGAGGUUGUUGAAAUACAAUGUGAGGAUGAGGCGACCAGUAUAGUAAGUAUGGAUGAAGGUAAUGUGAGUGAUUCUAAUAUUAUUAACAUCGCAUCUGAAGAUUCUGAUGAUUUUGUUAGUGAUGAUGAUAAUGAUGCAAGUCGUUCAUUGUUACACCAGUCUAACUUCGACUUUCUUGAUGAUGAAGUCAUGUCCGAUCCUUUACAUACAAUUUCAACUAAUGUACCUACCUUUAAUGUAGAUAGCAACUAUUUUCCCUUGCAUCUUUUAUUAAAUGACACUUUUCAAGUUUUGAAAAGAAGCGUUCGCCGCAGAAAAAAUGCAAGGUCUCAAAACUUACUUCAUCACUUUGCCAGUAACACUGACUCUACUAUGGUGUCUCUACUCUUCCCUGAGGCACAAAUUCUUCCAACAACUUUUUGGGCAAUGAAAAGAAAUUCCCCCAUUGGCGCUAUGCACCAAGCCCAUUUCUGUCAUUCGGGAUCUUCCGGAACAAUUAGGGCCUUGCGGUCCAAAAAUGACAUGAUUGGUAUUCGAAUACGCGACCAUAACUUGCCAACGAGUCAGCAACAUUCAAACCUGCAUUUCUAUUUUGAUCUUAAACUUAAUGAUAAAUUGAACAAAAAUUCAUCUGCACUUGUUUUCAGGCGAGGACUUGAACAUAUAGCCGAAAAUGAAUCUCUCCAUUGUUUAGUACAAGACAGUCCUCUUCCAUAUGACGAAUCCGACACCAAUGUCAAAAUUCGUGAAUUGACAGCGCUUACUACGAAAUACCCAUGGAAAUACUGGAUGACAAUGACAUGCAACGAAGUGAGGACACCUGGUAUCAUGAUGAUUAUUAAGAGCAUUAAGGCAAUAAGCCAGUUUUCAUCUGAUUAUAAAAGAAUUUACAAUGCCAAUAUGGGUAUGAUUAAUAGAAUGUGGCUUCGUUUUGUUAACGUUUUUCUUCAGUAUCUCGUUUACAGCCCAGAUCAGCCUGCAGGACCAAUACAUCAUAUGUUCGCCCGCUUAGAAUUUCAGUCGACUGGAUCACCUGGCAACAAAGCACACGUCCACAUCGGUGCUGCUUUAUUUGACGAAGAUGAGAAAACAACUUUAAGUCGGAUUUCCUGCAAUCCUGAGACAGUGUUCAAUGAUGAAAGCUUCGGGGUCACACGUCAUCAACUCAUGAGGAAAGGAAUCGUUAAAAAUUCUUCCGACUUCGAUGACCUCAAAAAGUUGUAUUUCAAAAUGUCCACGCAUGAUUGUUCGAGGGCCGGAGAACGCUGCAUGAAGCGUAAGAACGAGAAAGGAGAGGUAGUAUGUAGAGUACCUAGACACCCAACAAGUUCUCAGUUCUUUUUUCAGGAAAAACAUAAUCUCUAUUGUACCGACAUGAUGGAGCGUAUGCGUCGCAUCGGAUUUGCCGACAACACCAAUUGUCGACAACUUGACGGGUCUAUUUCAAGCAAAUUGACUAUGAUUGAUCCGAGGCUACGAGGCGGCAGAUACCACUACCCAACUAGAAGCCCACCGACCUAUCUGCCGACCAUACCGUUAUUGCAAUGCGCGCUGGGAUCUAGUUUUAACUGCACUGCCUGUGAUCGUCGAUUCGCAACCUCAUAUUUGAUCAAGUAUCACGUAGGUAAAGAGAGUCACAGCGGAAGUAAGUAUUUAAAAGGACAUGAGAAAGGUAAUGUAAAAAUUAAUGAUGGUGGUUUGAAACACGUUAAAAUUUCUGGCCAACAACUACUAGACGAUAACAUUAAAAAUAGGGAUAGUGUAAGAGGUUUAGCAGUUACUGAGAUUGGGUAUUACGAGAUGAAUACUUUUAUUAAUGAUGCUAGUUACACAACAUCAACCGCUAAUUUCAUACAUGUCAAUACGAACCCUCCAGAGUAUCGCGUUUGGCGAGUAAAAUCAAAGAAAGGUGACGCACAUCAGUUUAAUUAUGGAAUAACUGGUGGUCGUUCACCAUUCAUCGACUGCAGACUUGUCGAAACCGUUCCUCAUUGGCGGCGUUUCACUGCUAACCAACAGCUACAUGCUAGAGAAUAUGCCGAAUCUCAGUUAUCGUACUCUAAUACUGAAAAGUUUAAUAUUCGCCCUCCCGAAUUGUUGUCAGUCAAUAAAUUGCUUGCUUAUCAUGAAAUAUUUGUUUACACGGGUAAUCGAGCAACUUCUAAUCUCCAAAUAUCUUUAGAUCCAUUGACCGACAGACUUCUCGAUGCGUGUGGAUACGAAGUGAAGAUAAGAAGAUCUGGGCUCGUCAAAUUAAGACACUUCUUGCAAGAUAAUUUCUUCAAUUCGUCAAGUUACUCAAACCAUAUGAUGUCCAGUCGAAACUUCCUCGCUGACCUGGUUCAACGUCUUUCUUCAAAAAUGGAUGUAAACACCCUACGGUUAUCAAACAUUUUCGUUCACGACAAAGACAGCAAGGAAACGGUUGCUGUAAGCUCCUAUGUUCAUCCGAAUAGAAAAAUCAAUUUCCUCUAUCAUUUGGUGCUGACACUCGGUCAUUAUGAGACGGAAUUUGAUUUGUUUCAUCACACCAAUUCUUUUCGUGACGUCUUCAUACGCGCUAGACUUCUUUCAAAAAAGCCGGAAUACAACCAGGACGACGCAGAUAUCAUUUUCAAGUUAUAUAUGGACACAGAAGCUCUUCAUCUUCCGAUUACAAGACGAAAACUCGAAAGAUUUACGAAAAUAGCGGACGACCUUAUAACCCAAAUUGUUUGUGGUUCAGACGAAAUUGGUUCAACGACUCCUCCUAUUUCUGAAUUGGCAAUAAGACAUACUGCUGAAGAAGACAUCGCGAUUAUAGAGAAUGUUAGAAGGUUAAAUUUGAUCGAUACACUACGCAACGCCUUAGUUAACGCCGGAAUAACAAGUCUGCCAACAGCUGAAGACGUCUUCAGAGCAAAUUUAGCGGAACCUCUAUAUCAUUGGAUUCCGUUAUUUUCCGAAUGCGCAACAACGUCAUUAAUACCGAGAUCAGAUCAUCAGACGGACGAGAGUUACUUCGAACAAGUUACGACUUUUGAAUUGGCAUUAAAUGCAUUAAAAGCCUUCAUGCAUCCACAACGUAGCACAUCAUGCUGCAGAUUUCCGUGUAUUGUUGGACCCCCUGGAGCAGGCAAAACUUUUUUGAUUCAACUUCUCGCUUUCGUGUCACUUAGUCUGGGAUAUCGAGUAUCACUUCUUUCUUUGACUUCCGAAAGAGCGAGAUCCUUAGGUGGAAUCCACAUCCAUCAAGUUUUUCCUUUGCCUGUUACGGAAAAGUACAACAAGUCUCCUGAUAAAUCAUACUGUCAUAUGAUGCAAAGCCUAAGUAAAUCUGGGAAGAAAAUGGUUUUGUUGCAACGCACAGACAUUUUCAUAUUUGAAGAGAUUGGACUUAUUUCUGCCGAGAUAUACGCAAUGAUGGAUCGCUGUAUGAAGGAAAUCAUGUCCUCUGACGAGUCGUUCGGUCAUAAGUUUGUCAUUGCUAACGGAGACCCGUGUCAACUACCACCUCCUCGGGGCUCCCCGUUUUGGACAUCGAUUCACUUCAUGGCUUCUUUCAAGGCAAUGUCCUUGAAACAUUUUGUAAGAUCAGCUAGCGACAAAACGCUUCAAAGAGUUAUAACAUUGCUCCGUCAACCAUCCCUACAACAAGAGCAUGUUCGAGAUAUUGUCACAAUUCUUAGUAAUUCUUGCAAUUUUGUGGACAACUGGGAUCGUGUUCCUGAAGAAUCAAUGCGAAUUGUAUCGACUCGUAAAGCGGAACAAAUGGUCAUUGAAGACUUCUUGACAAGUAAGCGUAAUGACCCUAAUGUCACAUUGCGAAAAUUUGUUGCUAUCGACGAGGUUCAUGACGGCUCGACUUGGGGACCAGCAACUCCAAUGCAGAGCAAUCAAAUAACUAGACAAGUUUUGGAGCCAAAGGAAAUUUCUUUAUUCAAGGGUUCUGUCCUCAGAUUGACCUAUAACAACAAUUCUGGAAAUCCAAAUUUUUCACAGGGACAACUCUGUGUUGUUCAAAACUUUAUUCACUCUGACGAACGUCUAACCGAAAUCACAGUGCGAGUUAAACUUGUGCCACCAGGAGAACGCUGUUUGUCUACUAUCAAUUCAAAUUGGAAAGAUUUUAUUUUGAGGACCAGGUAUACCGCUGAUGUGUUACUGAGCGGUCGGACACACGCGAGAAGACUUCAGCUGCCCGUUCGAUAUUACAAGGCCAAUACAAUCCAUCGGGUCAUGGGCGAAACGUGUCGUCUAGUCGCCACAGAAAUCAAUAAUCAGGAUCGAAGUAAGCGUCAUCUACGUCUUUGGGAAAAGUCGCAGCUUCUCGUACUUAUAUCUAGAGUGCCGACUUUAUCUUCCCUAUAUUUUGUGGGCGAUCGUUCCGAAACAAUAGACACUCUUGGAGGAAUAUUGCAAAUCGACGACUACUGGACUUCGCACAUAUCAGAAAGAUUAGUCGUAAAUAUAAAUAGACAAUCUCGUUUUAUAUCCAAUUCCGAUUAUCCCUAUUCCUUCUGCGCAAAAGAAAUUCCGGUGUUCAAGUCCGGAGUUGUGUAUCUUCUUAUUUCUCUCCCAUUCCCAAAUGUGUCAUAUUUAGGACAGACGGGCCGUAACAUCAAACGUAGAAUUGCAGAACAUAACGCAGGUAACGGCACAACUUUCACCAGCCAAGUACACUACAUGCCGUGGACUCCGCUUGCUAUCAUUUACGGAUUUUCGGACAAUAUUUCUGCAAUCGAAGCCUCGAAUCAGCGCAGACACGUUGAAAGGACAAUACGUUCUCAUCUUCACUUAAAUUUCACGCCCGAAGCAGUUAUGUCUGUUAUUGUAAACUUGUUAUCGGGAAAUAUCACCCUUGCGGAUAGGAUGGAAUAUUACGGAGACCUCAUUGUUGAAAGAUUGGGAAGACUUCGAGUACAUGACAAUAACGGAUUUGUUGCAACUGAAGACACCGAAUCAUGAAGAUGUUUACUUAUGAUGUUUGUUUAAAAUUUGAAAAAUAAUGAAAGUGUUUUGCACACUUCCAGCUAUUUUAUUAUAGCUACUAUAAGCUACAUGGCUAUAUAAAAUUUUUU
This is a messenger RNA of Styela clava, 11909 nucleotides long. RefSeq lists its product as uncharacterized. Gene Ontology annotation, molecular function: DNA helicase activity. The record is from RefSeq and is a predicted model, not a curated record. Lineage: Eukaryota; Metazoa; Chordata; Ascidiacea; Stolidobranchia; Styelidae. Gene Ontology annotation, biological process: DNA repair; telomere maintenance.